This is a messenger RNA of Aedes albopictus (Asian tiger mosquito), 903 nucleotides long. RefSeq lists its product as uncharacterized. The transcript has a single exon. The record is from RefSeq and is a predicted model, not a curated record. NCBI's taxonomy places the organism in Eukaryota, Metazoa, Arthropoda, Insecta, Diptera, Culicidae. Bases 1 to 903 code for a protein of 300 amino acids. Gene Ontology annotation, molecular function: nucleic acid binding; zinc ion binding.
AUGUCUGCGACAAAGAGACACCGAUCCUCGCCAGGAGAUGGAAGGCCAGGAGGCUCUAAAAGGCAGAGAGACAAUCUGCGCAAGCGAUUGGCCGCCGCAGAGGCAGAACAGGUCGGUGUCGGCAACAGAGAGACCCAGUGGCAGACUGUGCAAAGAAAGGGCAAGGCAAAGCAGACGAACGCAGGUGCAAGGCCAAAAGCAAUUAGGAGAAGCAUCAAAAAGAAGGGCAAAGAGAUUGUGGUGAAGACCCGUGAGGAAAGUUACCUUGAGGUUCUACGUACCAUAAGAACGGCUCCGGAGCUUAAGGACUUCGGCGCGGACGUACAAAAAGUCAGGCGCACACGGUCUGGAGAAAUGAUCUUCGAGAAAAAGGACUCGAAGAACAAGAGCUCUUCGUAUAAGAAGCUUGCAGCGAGCUUCGUGGGAGACACUGCACAGGUCCGAGCUGUUACGCCAGAAGUGGUUCUGCAAUGCGUCGACAUAGACGAGAUUACUUCGGCGGAAGAAAUAAAAACUGCAAUUAAGGAGCAAAUGGAGAUAGGAGACGUUGAAAUGUCAGUCCGACUAAGAAGGGAACCUUCCGGGACGCAGGUUGCGGUUAUCAAGCUCCCGGUGGAUGCUGCCGACAAGGCGUUGCGAAUUGGCAAAGUGAAAGUCGGGUUUUCAGAAUGUUCACUGCGGGUUUCUCAGCAACCGGAGAUAUGCUUCAGAUGCCAAGAGUUUGGACAUCUGGCACGGAACUGCCGUGGACCAGAUAGAUCGAAACUGUGCAGGAGAUGCGGAGAUGAAGGUCAUAAAGCACAAGAGUGGAAGAAGCCACCAAAGUGCAUCAUCUGUGAAAAUGAGGGGCGCAGGGACCAUUUUACUGGUGGCCCAAAAUGUCCAACAGGUGAUGUCCGGUAA